AUGUAUCGACUAGGAUUUUUGCUUCACUUGACAAUUAUUUGUACCUCGUUCGCUUUAAACCUCGACUACUUAGACCCUACAAUAUUACAGACGAGAACUUCCCCUAGGGUACAAGAAGAUGCUGCAACCGCAAUAAUAAAUAAAUACGUUAGCCAAGUGACAGUUAAAGUUGAUCCUCUUUUGUUUAACAAUAAGAAAGAUGUAUUUUCUCUGCGUACAUUCGAGGGUCAGUUGCAUAUUAGAGCAAGCACUGGCGUCGCUGCAGUUUGGGGCUUCAACUACUAUUUGAAGAAGUAUUGCAAGAGCCAAAUUGCGUGGCAAGUUCAGAAUGUCGUGAUCCCUGGAACACUUCCAGAAGUCGACGAGGUUGUGGAAGCAAGUGAUAGGUUCCGCUACUACCAGAAUGUUUGUACAGCAUCUUACAGCUUUGUGUGGUGGAAUGGCGAUCAGUGGCUCGCACACGUGGAAUGGAUGGCGCUUAAUGGCAUCAACUUGGCGCUGGCACCAGUCGCCCAAGAAGCGGUUUGGGCUCGCAUUUAUAGAGAAAUAGGCAUGACUGAUGAUGAAAUAGACGAAUACUUUACCGGUCCAGCGUUUCUCUCUUGGCUACGAAUGGGCAACGUGCAUGGAUGGGGAGGCCCGCUGCCAAAGUCGUGGCACGACCGUCAAAAGAACAUUCAAGACAGUGUAAUCGACCUUAUGUUCCGUCUUGGCAUUGUUCCUGUUCUUCCAGCCUUCAACGGCCACGUUCCGAGAGCUUUCGCAAGAUUAUAUCCCAAUAUUUCUUUUUAUUCGGUGGAUACAUGGAAUAAAUUCAGUGCUGAUUAUUGUUGUGGAUUGUUUAUAAACCCUCGAGAAACUCUGUUCAAGGAAAUUGGUGAAAAGUUUUUAAAAGAGAUGAACGUCGGCAUGGGCACGGGCCACAUUUAUACAGCUGAUCCCUUUAAUGAGAUUCAAAUACAACCGUGGUCUACAUCUCUUGUUCAAGAUACCGCGUCGGCUAUAUUUUCUGUGUUGUCAAGAUUCGACAGUAGUGCAGUAUGGCUUGUUCAGAACUGGAUGUUCGUGCAUAACCCUGCUCUGUGGCCAUUGAGGAGAGUAAAGUCAUUCUUAACGUCCGUUCCAAAUGGUCGAAUGUUGAUACUAGAUCUUCAAUCCGAGCAAUGGCCACAGUAUAAUCAUUAUCAGAUGUAUUACGGACAACCUUUCAUUUGGUGCAUGUUGCAUAAUUUCGGUGGUACUUUAGGCAUGUUCGGUAAUAUGCAAGCGAUUAAUAGAGACGUCUACGAUACGAGGUCAAACACAAACAGUACCAUGAUUGGAAUUGGGUUAACCCCCGAAGGUAUUAACCAGAAUUACGUUGUAUAUGACUUGAUGCUCGAAGCAGCAUGGCGUAAGAAGCCAGUGCAAAACCUUGACAACUGGGUAGCAGACUAUGGGGAAAGAAGAUAUGGUUGCAACGCGACGUCUAGCGCUUGGAGGUAUUUAUUGAAGAGCGUGUAUAACUUUGACGGACUCAAUCGGAUUAGAGGUAAAUAUGUCGUAACUCGACGGCCUAGUUUGAGAAUAAAACCAUGGGCUUGGUACAAAAGCAGCGAUCUGUUCAACGCAUUCAAGAAGUUCGUUUUCGCGGCUAACUCUGGAUGUGACUCGCCUGGUUUCUAUCACGAUCUAGUUGAUGUUACUAGACAAGCUUUGCAGUAUCGAGCUGAUCAACUCUAUAUGGAUAUUUUAAAAGAGCGAUCUUCUAAUGCGUUGUUUUUUAAUGCUACCAUUGUCCGGUUUAUCGACCUAAUGAACGAUAUGGAGACGAUUUUAGCAACCAAUAAUGAUUUCAUGUUAUCUAGCUGGUUGGCGGCAGCUCGCGAUGCGUCUAAUGGUAUGUCUUUCUUUGAAUUAAACGCUCGGAACCAGAUAACACUAUGGGGCCCUAAUGGAGAAAUAACUGACUACGCUUGCAAACAAUGGGCUGAGGUCUUCCAUUAUUAUUACACACCAAGAUGGUCCUUAUUCUUGUCUUUGGCGUUAGACGCAAAAGUAAGAAACGAAACCUUCGAUGAAAGGGGCGCUCAGAAAGUUGUCAGGACUUCUGUUGAGGAGCGAUUCCUGACCGUUGGUAUUGACCAAUUGAGUCCAAUAAACGCCACCAAAACAAUAGCGUCAAUACUUUACGAGAAGUGGGCAUUUGCGUCAGACCUUAUCGAUUUACCUUUGAACGUCAUAAGAGCAAGCCCUCAGAGGAGGACAACGCUCGCCGAUGUAGACUCUACUGAGAGCGAAUUAGUAGAUCGGCCGACAGUGUUGCAACUGCAUUCUACAACGCCUACUAGUUAA
Molecule: messenger RNA, 2334 nt
Organism: Parnassius mnemosyne (clouded apollo)
Lineage: Eukaryota; Metazoa; Arthropoda; Insecta; Lepidoptera; Papilionidae
Source: the annotation of a GenBank genome assembly